UUUUGUGAAAUCUUUAACAUCGAAAUAUUUGACGUCCUGAAACCUCCAAAUUACUAGAUUUCGCCGAGGAUGUCGAACUCACUGAGCGACAAGGCCGACGAUGCCAAGAGGCAGAUAUCAAAUGAGGACACGACUAUUAGCAAAGAAGAAGUCGUUUCUGCCCAUGGCGUCCCCGACAUCGCGAAUCUGGCACAGGCUAAUUUGAGGGGGUUGAGAGCGCCUGAGAUCAUCGCGAGAUUGACACCGGAACAGCGAGUUGAGCUGGAGAAUAGGUUGAGGAGAAAGAUUGACUGGCGAUUGCUUCCAAUGAUCAUUAUUAUGUACAUUUUGAACUAUAUCGAUCGGAACAAUAUCGCUGCCGCGAAACUUGCUGGUCUCCCCGAAGACUUGAAUUUAGAUCCCAACUCAAGCGAAUUCCAAACCGCUGUGAGCAUUCUAUUUGUCGGGUAAGAUUUGCGCACUGUUGCGGCACAGCAGGGUAUGGGCUAACAAACAGAACUGUAGCUAUCUUCUCAUGCAAAUACCAUCGAAUCUGUUCCUGAACAAGAUUGGCAAACCGGCUAUCUACCUCCCAGCAUGUAUGAUGGUAUGGGGCGUUAUCUCGACGGCUACUGCUUCUGUCAAGAACUUUGGUGGUCUCAUUGCCAUUCGGUUCUUUCUAGGUUUCGUUGAGGCAGCUUACUUU
Messenger RNA from Annulohypoxylon truncatum, 685 nucleotides. RefSeq lists its product as uncharacterized. Lineage: Eukaryota; Fungi; Ascomycota; Sordariomycetes; Xylariales; Hypoxylaceae. The transcript is spliced from 5 exons. Gene Ontology annotation, molecular function: transmembrane transporter activity. The record is from RefSeq and is a predicted model, not a curated record. The coding region runs from base 70 to 450 and encodes 126 amino acids. Gene Ontology annotation, cellular component: membrane.